This is a messenger RNA of Pseudocercospora fijiensis CIRAD86, 525 nucleotides long. RefSeq lists its product as uncharacterized. The coding region runs from base 1 to 525 and encodes 174 amino acids. Lineage: Eukaryota; Fungi; Ascomycota; Dothideomycetes; Mycosphaerellales; Mycosphaerellaceae. The record is from RefSeq and is a predicted model, not a curated record. The transcript is spliced from 3 exons.
AUGCCACAGAUAUCUCUUUACGAUACCACGGUUCCGGUCUUGGUACGAGCAUUGGAGCAGCUCCAGAAGAUCUUGAGAAAGGGGGAACAAUGGGUUAAAGAGCAGGGUAAACCGGACAGCACACUCUUGGAGGCGCGUAUUGCUGAGGAUAUGCACCCUUUGACCUUCCAAGUCCAAAGUGCGACCAACACAGUGAAGGACUUUCUCACACAUGUCGGUGCGGCCGAUGACACGAACUUGGGCGAUAACGAGAAGACAUUCAGACAACUGUAUGAUCGCAUCGACAAAACAAUCCAUCUCCUGCGAGCAGCCAAGAAAAGCAACUUUGUAUCUGCAGACACACAGUUCACGGCGCAGACGUGGCCAUACCUCGACUUCACGGCUGCUGGAUACGUCCAGACCUAUACCUUGCCUAACUUCUUCUUCCACCAUACUACAGCGUACGAUGUCCUGAGGGCUAAGGGAGUGCCGGUUGGCAAGAAUGACUUCAUUGGCACGCAGGAUGUCGUGAAGUGGAAGUUGUAG